Molecule: messenger RNA, 381 nt
Organism: Suillus discolor
Lineage: Eukaryota; Fungi; Basidiomycota; Agaricomycetes; Boletales; Suillaceae
Exons: 4
Coding region: 1-381 (126 amino acids)
Source: RefSeq, a predicted model, not a curated record
AUGUCCCACACGCACAAGCUAUCAGGUGCUAAUGCUACGCGACGUCCGCCCAUCCGUCCAGCCCCAUGUCAAGUACACCAGGCUUUUUCGAAAACGUGCAAGACGGUCACCGGUCCUUCUUCCAAUCCCCGCCGUCUCCAUCCUGAUUCCUCUCUACGUCGCCGCCGCAGUGCUUUUGCAACAUCCUGGGUAUCACGUCCACGUGCGCUCCUCGCUCUCCUUCCCUCACUCUUCCACCGUUCCCGGCCAAACACCGAUGAACCAAACGAACCUCAGCAACAUCCACUGGGACCUGGUACCUCCUCUCGUCGCAGUCCUCCUGUUGUCGACGCCCCUACACUAGAUGACAAGAAGGCACUGUAUGUUACUCGGCGGCCGUAA